Messenger RNA from Alternaria alternata, 1071 nucleotides. RefSeq lists its product as hypothetical. NCBI's taxonomy places the organism in Eukaryota, Fungi, Ascomycota, Dothideomycetes, Pleosporales, Pleosporaceae. The record is from RefSeq and is a predicted model, not a curated record. Bases 131 to 901 code for a protein of 256 amino acids. The transcript has a single exon.
CCAAUAUACAUGCUUGACUUCCGUUGUAAGAAGAUCAUAAGAUCAUCUACCUACACCACUCAACGCUUUGUCUACUCAAACUUCCCAGACCCAGCCUGGUUACACGAUAACAAAACUUGAACUUGCCAAAAUGUGCGCUGAUGCCCUCGUUUGUCGAAACUCAUCCAGAGAUUACAGCAACCCCAGGCCGUUUGCACGAAGAGGCGGAAUAGCCAAGCGCGGAGAAGGCAGUCUAUCCACAACACCUAGCUAUUAUGAGAAAGAACUCAGGGCCUUUUACUACCAAACCAAGGCAUCGCAUGCAGCCAACAUAGAAACCGACACCGACGCAUACCCUCCCUCACCGCCACUAUCGCCGAAGACCACAGUAACGCCGCUCAGGGUGCGAAGAACACAACGUGUUGAACGCAAACGCGACCAUCCCUACCAACAACCUCCAUCGAACCGCAGGCCGAGCUGGCGCCCGAAUCUCAAGCAAGAGCUUUUACGCCGUAGCUCGAUCGACUCUAUCGUAGACCCUUUCAACGACGUAGGAUGGUUUGAGACAGACUGUCAAGUGUCGGCAACACGAAAGAGAUGCAGCACUGUUUCAUUAUCAGAUCAUGGCGAUGUCGAAAUGCCGAAGCCGCGACGGCAAUCAACACUGCUACAUCCAUCAUCGCCGGAUAUUGAGUCCUCCGGCGGUGUUGAUUCUUUCGAUGCUCCUUCGACCUCCAACGGUAUGCACGAACAGAACCAGUCAACCAAUCUUUCGACCCACCGAUCAGUUAUGGCUUCGAGGAAAGGCUCGUCAUUGUUGCAUCCAUCCAGUCCUGCCAGCGACAUUCCUUUGGGUGUUGAGCUAAAGACUGUCAUGUCUUUACCCCCAAAGUCCCUACGGGGAGAAGACCGCGCACAUUGAGGUUCACGCUCACCAAAAAACUUUGCUUUUGGAGCCAGACAUUACUGUUCUUCUUGUUGUCUCGAUUCUGUCAUUCAAGUGUUAUUCAAGGCGGCGGUGAUUGUAUAAAGCAUUCAUGGUUGCUAGUGUUAGACUAGCGUUCUUUUGGCUUGGUGUCCGCUUUCAACAUC